Messenger RNA from Darwinula stevensoni, 1194 nucleotides. The record is from the annotation of a GenBank genome assembly. Lineage: Eukaryota; Metazoa; Arthropoda; Ostracoda; Podocopida; Darwinulidae.
GUCGUGGGUUCGAGAGGAUGCGAAGAACCUCAUGAAUUUCUGAACGGAUUUGUGCGAAAGUCUUGCUCAGGUGUUGUCACGAGUGCAAGUGGAGAAGUUGACUCAGGAAUCAGCACAGAUUGCAUCAGAGACGGCAAGUACGUGCCCGGAAGCAUAGUGGAAUACAAGUGCGACGAUCAUUAUGUCAUCAGGGGAUCGCGGAACCGGAUGUGCACAGAUAGGGGAAAAUGGAAUGGCCACGUCCCCUUCUGCGAGCCGUAUUGCGGGAAGAGGCUGCUGGUGAAGAAGUUGUCGGCCGGGGGCAAGCCGUCGAGUCUCGGAGAAUGGCCAUGGCAGGCUGCCAUUUAUGAUGUCAAGGAGAAACUCAUCGUUUGCGGAGGGGCUCUCAUUCGGAAGCAAUGGGUUCUCACGGCAGCUCAUUGUAUCGCAUAUGGUGGUUCCUCGCGACCUCGGCCUCAGAAUGACUUCCGCGUUUAUGUGGGGAAACAUUAUCGGAAUGAUUCAUUGGACGAUGAAUUCGUGCAGCAGAGAGAGGUGUCUGUGAUCGUGUCAUCCAAAGACUUUAACAUUUAUAACUUUGACUCUGACAUCGCCCUGCUGAAGCUGAACGAGCCGGUCCUGUUGACGGACAGAGUGCAGUUGAUCUGCAUCCCGAAGAAUCUUCACAUCACGGAGAACAACCUCAAGGAUGGAAACAUAGGAUCGGUGGCGGCUUGGGGUUUGAACAGUUUGGAUGUCCUCAGCGAAGAAGUAACGCAAAUUCAGAUCCCGGUGGUAAAAAAUGAUAUUUGUCGUAGGGAUUACAUUCAUGUCACUGGCGAUUCUGACACCAUCCGCACCCUCACCGUGAACCAAUUCUGUGCUGGACGUAAUACGACUAUCUCUGAAACAGAGUUCCAAACCGUGUGUCCCGGGGAUUCAGGCAGUCCGAUGGUCUUCUACUCAAAAGCCUUGGACCUCUGGCACAUCGAAGGAAUCGUGAGUCACCAUCUCGGCAAAAAGGAAUGCUCCAAGAGGCAGGGUGGCGAAUAUGGGAUUUUCACCAGGGUUUAUCGAUACGUCGAGUGGAUCGAGACGGUGAUUGGGUAAAGACUACGAUGGUCAUCUUUUCCUACUUUAGCCACAUCUGUAUUUCGUUCCGAACGGCGAUGUGCAUACGUCGGAAGCUUUUUUGCUUGGAGAGAUUCAACGGUG